Dreissena polymorpha is the source of this 2300-nucleotide messenger RNA. RefSeq names its product chorion peroxidase-like. The record is from RefSeq and is a predicted model, not a curated record. Gene Ontology annotation, biological process: response to oxidative stress. NCBI's taxonomy places the organism in Eukaryota, Metazoa, Mollusca, Bivalvia, Myida, Dreissenidae. The transcript has 9 exons. Gene Ontology annotation, molecular function: peroxidase activity; heme binding. Bases 62 to 1663 code for a protein of 533 amino acids.
CACGUGUUUCCCCAUAGAGAUUCCGUCCUGUGACCCGUAUUUCCCUGCAAAUCGCACGUGCAUGAACUUCGUGCGUUCUCUUCCGACCCCAAACCUGAAUUGCACCGUUGCGUAUCGCGAACAGUUGAACCAGAACACGCACUUUAUUGACGGGUCUCUUAUCUACGGUUCUGAUCAAACAACCGCAGACUCACUGCGAACUUUUGUUGGAGGAAAACUGAAGACCAAUAACGAUUUGCUACCAAGUGACCCCACCAAUGCCGGUUGCAUCGUCAGCAAUGCCGGCAGACCCUGCUUCCUGGCAGGUGACUCGCGUGUAAACGUGCAGCCAGCCCUUGUCGCCUUGCAAACAGUAUUUGUCCGGGAGCACAACCGUCUCGCCACAGCACUCGCGGCGCUGCAACCGAUCUGGAAUGACGAGACGCUGUACCAGGAGGCCCGGAAGAUCGUUAUCGCCAUCAUUCAGCACGUGACUUUCAAUGAGUACCUUCCAGAGAUCCUCGGAGCGUCCACCAUGACCCUGUAUGGACUGAAGCCUCUGGCAUCUGGGUAUUUCGGCGGUUACAGCGAUAGUGAGAUGCCCAUGAUACGAAACGGCUUCAUGGCCGCCGCCUUCCGGUUCGGACACAGCAUUAUCCAGCAGCGCAUGCAGGCGCACAACGGCACUAUCUUCACGUCCGACAAGCUUCUCAAGGACGAGUUUCUGAAACCGGAUCUCGUGUAUUCUCACGGCGUUGGUGCGAUCUGCCGAGGCUUGACGAUAGCCCCUUCCGAGAAAGUGGACAAGUAUCUGACAGAGCAAGUGACAAGGCACCUGUUCGAGCGCGCGCCGGGGUUCGGCGGCGACCUGGCGGCAAUUAACAUACAGCGUGCCCGUGACCACGGCAUCCCCGCUUACCAAGCGUGGCGCCGGUUCUGUGGACUGAGCGGUCAGUUCUCGCACGCGGACCACGUCGAGGCGGAGCUUCGGCAAAUAUACAGCGACCCCGAGGACAUAGAUCUGUUUACCGGCGGCGUGUCGGAGACGCCCCUAGCCGGCGGGAUGUUGGGGCCCACGUUCGCCUGCAUCAUCGGUCAGCAGUUCCGGUCGCUGAAGAAGGGCGACCGAUUCUACUACGAGAACAGUGGCGUCGUCGGAUUUACCAUUCAGCAACUACAAAAUAUACGAACUCAGACACUGGCCAAGGUCAUCUGUAGGAACACUGACAUCACUAGGAUACAGCCUCAAGCUUUACGGAAAACUGCCUCUACUAACCCACUGGUAAACUGCACAAAUAUUCAAAAUUUCGACCUGAGCCCGUGGACCUGUACACCAGUGAAUGGGGGCUGGUCCGCAUGGAAGACGACGCCGUGCUACGGCAACAUCCGCUUCCAAUACCGGAUAUGCAACAAUCCAAUACCAAACGCGUGCGGAAAGCCGUGUUCCGCGCCCUUUGAGUUUCUGUCAGAAUGUUGCCAACAGCACUUCGAUUUGGACCCGGCAUUCACGGACUUUAAAGAGUCAAACGUUGCGUCGGAAUGCGUGCUGUCGCCGGAUUUGGAUACCAAUAUUCAAGCGGCUAUUCUUACUCAGGCACAGGGAGACGCUUCUAGAGUGGACGAUGCGACGAUUGAACAGGCGUUUGCUCAGGUUCAGGGAGACGCUUCGAGUGUGGCCGCAUAAAACCCGAAAUCAGGGUUUGGAAAUGAACGGUUAUACACAUUCAUAUUGGUUGUGUAUAGUCUUCAUAAAAAUGACUAAUCUGCUUUUAAAUUUAAACUUAUGUAGUUAAGUGUUUUAUGAAUGUGACAUAUCAAUUUUACCUUGAUCAAUAAUGCAGUGCAUUUGUAUGUUGUCAUUCACCUGUUUACAUUGAACACAAUUACGAGUAUGUAUUGUUUAUCGAGUACAAUUGGGUCUCGUACUGGUAAAACUGGGCUCAAUGCAUCUCGCAAAGUGUCAUCCCAGAUUAGCCUGUGUAGUUCGCACAGACUAAUCAGGGAUGACAAUUUCCGCCUUGUCUGUUUUUUGUUAAGAAGAGACUUCCUUUAAACUAUAAACUCCACAAAAAAGGCGGAGGCUUAUCUGGGAUGACACUUUACGCACAUGCAUUAAGCCCAGUUUUCUCAGAACAAGGCUCAAUUUAUCAAACAAAAAUACAAUGCGCGUGAAAUAGAAGCUACGGAGCCCGUGUGUUGUUCUUUGUCAAUUACAUCUACUGGUUUUAGUAUGUCAGUCACCGAUUUGUUUUCAUUUUUUACAUGUAUGAUGAACAAAUUACGACUUUGUAAUUUCAUAUUCACCGACUUUCGAAAUAAAA